Galeopterus variegatus (Sunda flying lemur) is the source of this 1918-nucleotide messenger RNA. Its product is annotated as glutamate receptor ionotropic, kainate 1. Gene Ontology annotation, biological process: synaptic transmission, glutamatergic; modulation of chemical synaptic transmission. Gene Ontology annotation, molecular function: transmitter-gated monoatomic ion channel activity involved in regulation of postsynaptic membrane potential; kainate selective glutamate receptor activity. Gene Ontology annotation, cellular component: presynaptic membrane; postsynaptic membrane; plasma membrane. The coding region runs from base 1 to 1614 and encodes 537 amino acids. The record is from RefSeq and is a predicted model, not a curated record. NCBI's taxonomy places the organism in Eukaryota, Metazoa, Chordata, Mammalia, Dermoptera, Cynocephalidae. The transcript has 11 exons.
AUGCAGGAUGUGAUGAACACUGGAGAGCCCAGGCCUGUUCCAGUUGAGGCUAUGUACAGCCAAGCAGGGGUACAGAAUUCUGAAGAGGCUCGGUGGGAUGGCUUGACUGGGCGUAUAACCUUCAAUAAAUCUGAUGGCUUGAGGAAGGAUUUUGACCUGGACAUUAUUAGUCUCAAAGAGGAAGGAACUGAAAAGGCUGCUGGCGAAGUGUCUAAACACUUGUAUAAAGUGUGGAAGAAGAUUGGGAUUUGGAAUUCUAACAGCGGGCUUAACAUGACAGACGGCAACAAAGACAAGUCCAACAAUAUCACUGAUUCACUGGCCAACCGAACACUCAUUGUCACCACCAUUCUGGAAGAGCCCUAUGUGAUGUACAGGAAAUCUGAUAAGCCCCUAUAUGGAAAUGACAGAUUUGAAGGAUAUUGCCUGGAUUUGUUAAAAGAAUUGUCAAAUAUACUGGGUUUCAUUUAUGAUGUUCAACUCGUUCCUGAUGGCAAAUAUGGAGCCCAGAAUGACAAAGGAGAGUGGAACGGGAUGGUUAAAGAACUCAUAGAUCACUUCCUCAACCCCCUGUCUCCAGAUAUUUGGAUGUAUGUGCUCUUAGCCUGCCUAGGAGUCAGUUGUGUCCUCUUUGUGAUCGCAAGGUUUACACCCUACGAGUGGUAUAAUCCCCACCCAUGCAACCCUGACUCAGAUGUGGUGGAAAACAAUUUUACUUUACUAAAUAGUUUCUGGUUUGGAGUUGGAGCUCUCAUGCAGCAAGGAUCAGAGCUGAUGCCCAAAGCUCUAUCGACCAGAAUAGUUGGAGGGAUAUGGUGGUUUUUCACCCUAAUCAUCAUUUCAUCCUACACUGCCAAUCUGGCUGCCUUCUUGACAGUAGAGAGAAUGGAAUCCCCCAUAGAUUCAGCAGAUGAUCUGGCAAAGCAAACCAAGAUAGAAUAUGGGGCAGUCAGAGAUGGAUCAACAAUGACCUUCUUCAAGAAAUCAAAGAUAUCCACUUAUGAGAAGAUGUGGGCUUUCAUGAGCAGCAGGCAGCAGACUGCCCUGGUAAAAAACAGUGACGAGGGCAUCCAACGAGUGCUCACCACUGACUAUGCCCUGCUGAUGGAGUCCACCAGCAUUGAGUAUGUGACGCAGAGAAACUGCAACCUCACUCAGAUCGGGGGCCUCAUUGACUCCAAAGGCUACGGAGUGGGAACGCCCAUCGGUUCUCCUUACCGGGAUAAAAUUACAAUUGCUAUUCUCCAGCUACAAGAAGAGGGGAAGCUGCACAUGAUGAAAGAGAAAUGGUGGCGGGGGAACGGCUGCCCCGAGGAAGACAAUAAAGAGGCCAGUGCUCUAGGAGUAGAAAAUAUUGGGGGCAUCUUCAUUGUCCUGGCUGCUGGACUGGUCCUUUCUGUGUUUGUAGCCAUUGGAGAAUUUAUAUACAAAUCACGGAAGAACAAUGAUAUUGAACAGUGUCUUUCUUUCAAUGCCAUCAUGGAAGAGCUGGGAAUCUCACUCAAGAAUCAGAAAAAAUUAAAGAAAAAGUCGAGAACUAAGGGGAAAUCUUCCUUCACAAGUAUCCUUACUUGCCAUCAGAGACGAACUCAGAGAAAGGAGACUGUGGCAUGAUCCAAGAAAACACCUAUAGAAACUUUUCAGGAAGAAAAAGGACAUGUUUGCUACAGAUGUUUCGAGAAAGAAUUCUGAUGAGUGUGUGAUGUGUUUCCACAUAUCUAUAUCCAUAACUCUGAUUGUGUAUACAGAUAUAAGAAACACAAAUGUUUAAAAAGCUCACAUAGAUACUACUCGGGAAUUGAUACCAGUUCUUUUGAAAUGAAUUUUUAUGCUCACUUAUUUUGCAUUUUCUCUUUCAUCCCCAAUAAAUGACUGUGUGUGCUUUCUAAAUAAUAAUAAAACAACAGAGUUUUUUGUU